AUGAAUUAUUUAUGCUUGAAUAUUAGAGGGGCGGGGGAGGAGGAGAAGGCUAGAUGGGUCAGAAGAUUAGUGGCGGAGAAUCGUGUAUCGUUCAUGGCGAUUCAAGAAACACAAAUGGCAGAUAUGUCAGAUAGGUUGGUAUCUCGGUUUUGGGGUAAUACACAUUCGGAUAUGUUUUUUGUAAAUGCUUCGGGGAGAUCGGGUGGGCUUUUUUCCAUUUGGAACACCCAUGCUCUCUUUGAUACCUCAGUGGUAGCCGGGAAUCAUUUUAUUAUUGUGACUGGGAAUAUUCAUGGGGUGGAGGGGAAGAUAAACAUUUGCAAUGUUUCCGCGCCUAAUAAUGCGACGAGAAGGAAACAGUUAUGGUCCGAGUUGUUGGAGAUUAGGUGUCAGUUGAGUGGUCCUGUUAUCUUCCUUGGAGACUUUAACGAAGUUCGGUACAUUGAGGAAAGGCGUAACUCCAACUUUGACGCAGGGGGGCCGUUGGCUUUUAAUAAUUUUAUUAGGGAGGCAGGGUUAAUGGAAUAUACGUUGGCUGGCGGCAAUUUUACGUAUAUUUCAGACGAUGGGUUUAAGUUGAGUAAGUUGGACCGUGUGCUUGUGUGUGAUAGUUUUAUGUCGUUGUGGCCACACGCUAACCUUAAGGCUCUUUGUCGUGAAUUAUCGGACCACAGGCCGCUUGUUCUUUCUUGCGAAUUGGUCGACUUCGGGUCAAUUCCUUUUAAAUUCUUUAGUUAUUGGCUUGAGGUGGAAGGUUUUUCGGAACUGAUCAAAGGGGUUAUUAGAGAAGGGGUAAGGUCGAUGGAAGGGGAUAAGGCUUUAGUGGAGCUUUUCAAAAAGUUGAAAGCCAAGAUUAAAUUGUGGAGGGAAUCUGUGAAAGCUUUGGAGGGUGCUAAAAAAGCCUUGGCUAUUCAAGAAUUGGAAAAAAUAGAAAAGAUCGCUGAAGUAAGAGAUUUGGUCAAAAGUGAAAAGGACAAUAGAGUUUCUUGGAAGCAAAACAUUAAAAUGAUGGAGAAAAGAAGGAAUUAUGAACUGAGACAAAAAUCUAAAACUAACUGGGUUCAAUAUGGGAUGAAAAUUCCAUUUUUUUCCACAAGUGGAUAUACUAUAGCAAAAUGGUUAAAAGGAUAA
Molecule: messenger RNA, 1131 nt
Organism: Helianthus annuus (common sunflower)
Lineage: Eukaryota; Viridiplantae; Streptophyta; Magnoliopsida; Asterales; Asteraceae
Exons: 1
Coding region: 1-1131 (376 amino acids)
Molecular function (GO): catalytic activity
Source: RefSeq, a predicted model, not a curated record